AUGACCUCCCUCGGCGUAAUCUUCCCCGACGACGUGACGAACCAGCACGGCGACGCCGACCACGGCAUCCAGUACGCCUCCCCGCACCUCCGCAAGCCCCUGCUCUUCGAACUCGCCGAGCCCAGCGCCGACGACGACCGCAAGCUCUUCAGCCACUACCUCUGGAACGCGAGCCUGCAGCUCGGCGAGUUCGUCGAGGCCGCCACGUUGGAGCUCGACGACGCCGUCACAUCCCGCCUGGGCCCGCCCAUAAGCCACUUCGACGUCCGCGGCAAGACCACGCUGGAGCUGGGCGCCGGCACGGCCCUGCCCAGCAUCAUGUCCGCCCUCCUCGGCGCCGACCGCGUCGCCGUGACGGACUACCCGGCACCGGCCGUGCUCAAGACUCUCCGCGCCAACGCCGCACGCAACAUCGACCCCGCCGUCUCCCCCAAGAACACCAUAACGGCCCGCGAGGUGCUGGUCGAGGGCCACUCGUGGGGCGAGCUCGAGGACUCCUUCUCCGUCUCCAACAAGCACGCCUUUGACCGUGUCUUUGUCGCGGACUGCCUGUGGAUGCCAUGGCAGCACGCGAACCUGCACAAGUCGAUCGACUGGUUCCUCCGCCAGGACGGCGACGCGAGGUGCUGGGUCGUCGCCGGGUUCCACACGGGCCGCGCCAAGAUGCGCGACUUCUUCGGCGAGGCGGCGCUGGCCGAGGCCGGGCUCGAGAUCGAGGCGAUUUGGGAGCGGGACUGCGACGGCCAGGAGAGAGAGUGGGCGUGGGACCGCGGCUUCGAGGACGUGACGAUCCGGAAGAGGUGGCUGACGCGCGCCCGCGUACCGCUGUGCCCCGGUGCGGCUGAGCUGGAUCCUGAGCUUCUCCCCCAUUCAGCUGCCCUCAGCCCGGCCACGCCUCCCGAUUGGCUCACCGCGGCUAUGUGGCUUGGCCUAGGCCCCGUGUAA
Molecule: messenger RNA, 945 nt
Organism: Colletotrichum spaethianum
Lineage: Eukaryota; Fungi; Ascomycota; Sordariomycetes; Glomerellales; Glomerellaceae
Product: protein N-terminal and lysine N-methyltransferase EFM7
Exons: 2
Coding region: 1-945 (314 amino acids)
Biological process (GO): peptidyl-lysine dimethylation
Molecular function (GO): protein-lysine N-methyltransferase activity
Source: RefSeq, a predicted model, not a curated record